CGAUCGCAUGUCUCGUCUGGCGCGGCUGUGCUGCCGUGCGCUGGGUGAACGAGGGUUCUCCAUUGGCAUUGAAGAUGUAACGCCAUCCCUGGACCUGUCCAAUUCCGUAUCUGAUAUGUGUGGGACUGGAUAUGUCGAGUGUGACCAAUACAUCCAGGACUUUAAGGAGAACAAACUACGUCUCUUGCCUGGGUGUUCGGCUGAGGAGAGUCUGGAGGCCGAGGUUUCGCGGGUGCUGAACAAGCUACGCGAGAAAGCAGGCAAGCUGUGUCUGGCUGGGCUGAUGCGGUACAACGCCCCAAUGGCCAUGACUAACUGUGGGUCUAAAGGGUCGGAGAAUAACAUAGCCCAGAUGAUCGCGUGUGUGGGGAAUCAGAUGGUCAACGGUGCGCGUAUACCUGAUGGCUUUGAGAGCCGGUCACUGCCGCACUUCGAGCGCUUUUCCAAAACACCCCAGGCGAAAGGGUUUGUGCGUAACUCGUUCUACACGGGAUUAGAGCCCACAGAGUUUUUCUUCCACGCCAUGGCCGGGCGUGAGGGUCUGGUAGAUACCGCUGUCAAGACGGCCAACACGGGAUAUAUGCAGAGACGGUAG
This is a messenger RNA of Sphaeroforma arctica JP610, 595 nucleotides long. RefSeq lists its product as hypothetical. Bases 8 to 595 code for a protein of 195 amino acids. The transcript is spliced from 4 exons. Gene Ontology annotation, molecular function: DNA binding; DNA-directed RNA polymerase activity. Lineage: Eukaryota; Ichthyosporea; Ichthyophonida. The record is from RefSeq and is a predicted model, not a curated record. Gene Ontology annotation, biological process: DNA-templated transcription.